Messenger RNA from Macadamia integrifolia, 2382 nucleotides. Its product is annotated as wall-associated receptor kinase 2-like. NCBI's taxonomy places the organism in Eukaryota, Viridiplantae, Streptophyta, Magnoliopsida, Proteales, Proteaceae. The coding region runs from base 52 to 2220 and encodes 722 amino acids. The transcript has 3 exons. Gene Ontology annotation, cellular component: plasma membrane. The record is from RefSeq and is a predicted model, not a curated record. Gene Ontology annotation, molecular function: polysaccharide binding; ATP binding; calcium ion binding. Gene Ontology annotation, biological process: cell surface receptor signaling pathway; protein phosphorylation.
CAAAAAUUGCAGGGGAAGCAAAGCACAGCAAAAGCGAAAAAGAAUUAAGCCAUGAGUCUUCUACUGGUGCUAUACCUCCUCCUCCUCCAUUUAUGCCCAGCAAUAACAUCAGCAUUGUCAAUGGUGAAGCCUGGGUGCCGAGAUAGAUGUGGGAACGUCACAGUUCCUUACCCCUUUGGCUUGGGCGAUAAUUGUUACAGAGAACCAAGGUAUCAGGUAUUCUGCUACAACACUAAUGGCCUUCCAAAACUGUUUAAUUACGUCGGGGAACUCCUAGAUAUUUCUGUACGAGGCCAACUACGCACAUUGUCCCUUGUAACUACAGAUUGCUACGACUCACGGGGCAAAUCGAUCUAUGACUCCGUCUUAUUGUUUAACUCAUUAACCAGCAACAGUAUUUUCUCGAUCUCUGAAACAGAGAACAAAUUCACAGCGAUAGGUUGUGACACAAAGGCAGAACUCACUGGCUUUCCUAGUCAACAGUUCAUAAGUGGAUGUAGAAUGCUUAACACCAACAAAAAGGACUUGAUGAAUGGUUCCUGCACAGGUUUCGGCUGUUGCCAGACCUCCAUUCCAAAGGGGUUCUACGACUUCACCAUAUCGGUUUCAAGCUACUAUAACCACACCAUGGUUUAUGAUUACAAUCCUUGCAGCUACGCUUUCAUCGUUGACCACAACUGGUACAACUUCUCCAUAUCCCAUCUCUUUAAUUUCACCACCAAUUUCGAUGAAACAGGUGCUCUGAAAGUCCCUCUCGUUGUGGAUUGGGCCAUAGAUUGGCCAAAAGAGAGCAAAAAUGGAUCUUGUGAAGAAGUUAAGAAAGAUCUAGAAACUUACGCGUGCGGCAAAAACAGCGUAUGCCGUAUCUCCAAGAAUGAUCUUGGGUACAGUUGCGACUGUUCUCAAGGUUAUCAUGGGAACCCUUACCUUCCAUACGGAUGCCAAGAUAUAAAUGAAUGUGCGGAUCCAAAUACUAAUCCUUGCAGCUGGACUUGCACCAAUCUACCUGGGAGUUAUUCUUGCUCUUGCCCACUUGGUUAUCAUGGAGAUGGAAAGAAAAGUGGAAGUGGCUGCAUCCCUUAUACAAAGCAUCCCUCCUUCACACGGGUCAUUGUAGUUUCGUCUGUUCUAGGGGGUGUGGGUCUUGCAUUUCUAUUCUUUGGUUCCUUGUGGUUGCAUAAGGUAUUGAAGAAAAAAAGGAAAAAUAAACUCAAACAAGAGUUCUUCGAACGGAAUGGUGGCUUGUUACUAAAACGACAAAUUUCUUCAGAGCAAGGUGAUAUCAAAGCAACAGAAAUAUUUACUGAUGAUGACUUGCGAAAGGCAACAGACAACUAUAAUGAGAAUCGAAUUCUUGGUCAAGGAGGGCAAGGUACUGUAUAUAAAGGUAUGCUUUCAGAUGGAAGAAUUGUAGCAAUCAAGAAAUCUAAAGGGGUUCAUGAUCAAGGCCGAAUCGACAAGUUCAUUAAUGAGCUUAUAAUUCUUUCCCAAACCAACCACAUGAACGUGGUUAAAUUAUUUGGAUGUUGUUUGGAGACUGAAGUUCCUCUACUAGUUUACGAGUUCAUCUCCAAUGGAACUCUUUUCAGCCUCCUCCAUGAUAAAAGUGGUGAUGCAUUCUCAUUUACGUGGGAUCACCGCUUCAGAAUUGCUAAAGAAGUUGCAGAAGCACUUGUCUACUUGCACUCGGCAAUUUCUACACCUAUCUAUCAUAGAGACAUCAAGUCUACCAACAUACUCUUAGAUGAUAGAUAUAGAGCCAAAGUGGCAGACUUUGGGAUUUCAAGGUCAGUGCCAAUUGAUAAAUCUCACUUAACUACCUCAGUUGAAGGGACAUUUGGGUAUUUUGAUCCGGAGUAUUACCAAUCAAGUCAAUUCACUGAUAAAAGUGAUGUUUAUAGCUUUGGAGUGGUACUUGUGGAGCUAUUAACAGGGGAAAAACCAAUUUAUUCAACUACAUCAGAAGAGAAGAGAAGUCUAGUUUCCCUUUUUAUUUGUUCAAUGGAGGAGGAUAGACUCUUUGAGGUACUUGAUGCUCAAGUGGUAGAAGAGGCUAAAUAUGAGGAACUUAAGGCAAUUGCUGUACUUGCAAAUAGAUGCUUGAACAUGAAUGGCAAGAAAAGACCCACAAUGAAAGAAGUUGCAACCGAGCUUGAAAGACUGAGAGCUUCUCCAUUAGAGAAUUUGCUAGUCCAAGAAAUUAAACAAGAUGAGGAUUAAAUUAUAACUAAACCAAUAGGCCUAUGGGAUACUAGUUCAGUUUCAACUACAUUUUAGACCAUGGAGACCAGUGCUACAAUUCCAUUAUCUAACCAGCCAUUAACUUUUAAUCCAUUGCCUUGGUUUUUAUCUCAUGAACAAGAUUUGGUAAACUUUGUGCAA